AGUAGAAUCUGCCGGUGGGUCAGCUCUGUGUGUUCGGCUGCAGGAGGAGUAACGGAGUAAACGGAGCUUUGAUUCAGCUGUUGUGGCCGAAGAUGGCGGCGUGUAGACGUGUUCAGCCGCUGCUGCUCCUCAUGUCUGUCUGCCUGCUCGCCGUACAGUCUCUUAAACCUCCUCCGGGAUUCGGGAAUGUUCAUCCACCGGCGCUCGCCAAGCACCAGCAGCUCAAAGCUGCGAUACUGAACCCCGGGAAUAACGCCGCCGCCGCUGCUGCCGCCGCCGCGUCCUCCGGUUCUCAGACCAGGAGAUCCAGCAGCUGGAAACUGGCAGAAGAGCAGGCCUGCCGGGACGACGUGACCCGUCUGUGUGCGAAACACACCUGGACAAACAACCUGUCUGUGCUGGAAUGCCUGCAGGACAAGAAGGAGGACACAGAGAUUGCUUCAGACUGCAACCAUCUGUUGUGGAACUACAAGCUGAACUUGACCACAGAUCCGAAGUUUGAGUCUGUGGCGCUGGAAGUGUGUACGAGCACCAUGUUAGAGCUGAAAGAGUGCGCAGAUGAGGAGCGAGGGAAAGGAUAUCUGAUGUCCUGCUUAGUGGACCACCGUGCCAACAUCACGGAGCGCCAGUGUCAUCAGUACAUCACCAAAAUGACCAGCAUCGUCUUCAGCGACUACCGCCUCAUCUGUGGCUUCAUGGAUAAAUGCAGAGAAGACAUCAACACUCUGCAGUGUGGAAGCAUCAGCGUUGGGGAAAAAGACUUGCAUUCCCAGGGUGAUGUGAUUGCUUGCCUGGAAAGAGCUCUGGUCAGAGAGGCUGAGCAGCAGGACAAGGCUCAUCAAAUCAAAGACCAAUGCAAGAAGUCAAUCAUGAGAGUGGCCGAACUGUCAGCCGACGACUUCCACCUCGACCGAUACCUCUACUUCUCCUGCCGAGACGACCGCGAGCGAUUCUGUGAAAAUACCCAAGUGGGAGAGGGCAGAGUGUACAAAUGCCUGUUCAACCAUAAAUUUGAGGAAGCGAUGUCAGAAAAGUGCAGAAACGCCCUGACCACUCGGCAGAAGCUCAUUGCGCAAGAUUAUAAGGUCAGUUACUCCCUCGCGAAGGCUUGCAAGGCCGACCUGCGCAAGUACCGCUGUAAUCCAGACACCAGCAUGCCUCGUGCUCGAGAGGCCCGACUGUCCUACCUGCUGCUCUGCCUGGAGUCGGCUGUUCACAGAGGCCGUACGGUGAGCGGUGACUGUCAGGCAGAGAUGCUGGACUACAGACGGAUGCUGAUGGAGGAUUUCUCUCUGAGUCCGGAGAUCGUAUUACACUGUCGAGGAGAGAUCGAGGCUCACUGUUCAGGCCUUCACCGCAAGGGCCGAACGCUGCACUGCCUGAUGAGGGUCGCACGCGGGGACACGGGGAAGGGCGCAGUGGACAACCUCUGCCAGACCGCUCUUCAGACACUCAUCCAGUCAGCAGACCCUGGUGCCGAUUAUCGCAUCGAUCGAGCUUUAAAUGAAGCCUGCGAGUCUGUGAUCCAGACGGCCUGCAAACACAUCCGGAACGGAGACCCAAUGAUCCUGUCUUGUUUAAUGGAACACCUUUACACCGAGAAGAUGGUGCAGGACUGCGAACACCGGCUGCUGGAGCUUCAAUACUUCAUUUCAAGAGACUGGAAGUAAUCAACCUAACCUUUACUUUUCCUUUUCUCUUUACCUGACCUUACUGAUGCUCACACAAAAAUAAGACUCUUCAAAAAC
Molecule: messenger RNA, 1748 nt
Organism: Danio rerio (zebrafish)
Lineage: Eukaryota; Metazoa; Chordata; Actinopteri; Cypriniformes; Danionidae
Gene: glg1b
Product: golgi glycoprotein 1b
Cellular component (GO): Golgi membrane; membrane
Source: RefSeq, marked provisional